This is a messenger RNA of Asterias rubens (European starfish), 2661 nucleotides long. Its product is annotated as pantetheinase-like. The record is from RefSeq and is a predicted model, not a curated record. The transcript has 3 exons. NCBI's taxonomy places the organism in Eukaryota, Metazoa, Echinodermata, Asteroidea, Forcipulatida, Asteriidae. The coding region runs from base 100 to 1776 and encodes 558 amino acids.
UGCAGACCGAACCAUUUCUGUCUGCUACCCGAAGACAACAAAUCUUAACGAAUAGAAGGGUUUCUAAUUGAAGCAGAUCUGGUUGGUACUCAUUUUACAAUGAUGCUACCGUUCAUACUAACCUGCCUGUGUGGAGGUUUACUAGCUAGCGGCCAGCCAAACGAACACGGCUACAUUCAACAUGAUGAAACCAUCCACGAUACAGAGAACGAUGGGUCCAUGAGUUUCACUGCAGCAGUCUACCAGCAUGAUACGCUGAACUGGCUUCUUCCAAGUAUCAGUCGUGAAGAGGCAUUACGAUUGAUGAAUAUAAAUGUGGACACUUAUGAGGAGCAGAUCAUCACUGCUGCUUCAAAGGGUGUUUCGAUGAUCGUCUUUCCGGAGUACGGCAUCACUGGCUUAAAAAUGUCCAACACCACCGUCACUGCCUUCUUGGAGUUUGUUCCCAACCCAUAUGAGCGAAAAAUCAUACCCUGCGACUCUAUACAGUUGAAGGACUCGCCCAUCCUGCAGCGCCUCAGCUGUCUGGCUAAAAACUAUUCAAUGGUAGUCAUUGCAAACCUAGCUGCAAAGAAGCCGUGCAAAAAGACUUCACAGGCACCCGACUGCCCGCCAGACGGCAUGUAUAAGUUCAACACUGAUGUUGCUUUUGGUGCGGAUGGUCAACUUGUAGCAAAGUAUAAUAAAAUAAAACUGUAUUCAGAAGAGAGGACUUGGUUUCAGCCUGGAAGGGGAGUCGAAAACCUGGGGGUAUUCCAAACUGAGUUUGGGGUUUUUGGGCUGUUUACUUGUUUUGAUAUGUUGUUUGAACAACCAGCGGAGCUUUUAGUUCAUGGUAUGGGGAUCACUAAUAUGGUCUUCCCCACAGGAUGGAUGAAUGAGUUACCAUUGCUUAGUGCGGUGGAGUAUCAACAAGCUUGGGCUAUCAGUUUUGACGUCAAUCUGUUAGCUGCAAAUAUCCAAUUGCCUUUAUUUCAUUUUACUGGUGGUGGGUUGUACAACGGUGCAAAAGGUGCUGUUGUGUAUCAUUAUAACAUGACGGAGUACAAAGGGGUUUUGGUGGUUGGGAAGUUACCCAUUCGAAAACAGAGAGCCGCAAAUAUGAACUCUACUGACAUGAAGAAUACCUUGAAACAGAUUAAGAAACUCACUCCUAAGGAGCUUCUAAAGGUGUCUCCUGUGGUCAGGGCUAUUUUCACUGAAGGCUCAGAAAUAUCCCCACUUCAGGAAGCGAGAAAGAAAAUGCAUGAAGCUACCCAUCCAUUGUCACCAUUGCAAUCAUCACCAUCCUGCGAUAAACCAUUUAUAUCACUUAUGAACCACGACCCCUAUACCUUCACCCUCCUAAUGGAACAAUCCGCACGAACAUCAGUGUGCAGCAAAGGACUCUGUUGCUAUCUUAACUACACAUUCAACGCUAACUCAACCCACAUAGAGCUAUUUGCACUCGGCGUCUUUAACGAUCUACACAUCAACAAUGGACAGUACUAUAUACAAACCUGCGCUUUAGUCAAAUGUAAAUUUCAGAUAAAGUAUAGCUGUGGUGCUGAGACUGAACAAUCCAAGAAUAGAUUUGAAUCCUUUAGUUUGAGAGGUGAGGGAUUUGACCCUAGUACAGUACUGUUUCCUUCAGUAUUGACUUCUGGUGUUCAGUUACCAGUGAUUGGCAAAGAGUGGGAGAGUCCUUCGCCUCAUGAUCGUGUUUGGAGUGAUAGCGGGACGAGGGAGCCGUUACUUGAGGCUAGUGUGUUUGGGAGAUUGUAUUCUAAAGAUUAAUGGGAAACAAAAACCAGUAUUGAGUACAAAAGUAUUUCAAUAGAAAUGAAUAAGACUAAAAAAAUUUUUUAUUUUUUUAUAUGAAGUUAUGUCAUAUUUGACUCUAAAGAACAUUGUAUCAUGCAACAACGAUGUAUCUCAGUUUUGUAAUAACUGCGUUUCUUGCAUAAGAGAUGCCAUGUGCAAAUGCAUCAUGCUCCGUGCUGUUAGGUUUUGUAUGUACCUUAGAGGUAUACAUUUGGUAAUCUUUCUUAAAAUGAAUGGCAAUAAAAACAUUAAGUUAGAAGCCUACAGCAGCUUUCGAUAGUAUAAAGCAUUUUAUUAAUUUUGUGCCCCCAAACUUAAAUUUGACAAUGUUUCUCAGAUUGUGUAUUCCUAUUGAUGAUUAUUCUUUCUGUGACAAAACAAUUUCUUUCUCUUUCCCUGAAAUAUGGAGCAGCUGAAAAAGGCCCAAAGAAGCUGUUUUGUAAAUGUAGACUGAAAUUGAAAAGUAAAGAAAUGUAAGUGAUAUUUAGUCGACAGAUUUUUAUAUAUGAAAGUAUAUUUUUUUAAAAAGCUAUAUAUCAUAGGCCUAACUGUUUGUUAAUAUGCAAUACCUGUUUUCUAAUGUGUCUAUUAUUCUCAACCAAUUAAACAAAAUGGCGUCAUUUUCCAAUUUGUACUGUUUAUUCAUAACUGUCUAAACCAAAUAUAAAAAUUGUACUAAUAACAUCAAAUUUAAAAUGUACCGAAUUACAUUAAUAAAUUACAAAUUCAUUCAUCAAGGACUUGGUAUUCCAUGUGUGAUUUUCUCUGCAGUGAAUGGAAUUUAGCUUAAAGCCAUUGGACCCUUUCGGUACAGAAAAAACAAAAAAAGUUCACAGAUUUACAACUAAUUUACAGGGU